Molecule: messenger RNA, 2202 nt
Organism: Wallemia ichthyophaga EXF-994
Lineage: Eukaryota; Fungi; Basidiomycota; Wallemiomycetes; Wallemiales; Wallemiaceae
Product: Threonine--tRNA ligase, cytoplasmic
Exons: 2
Coding region: 1-2202 (733 amino acids)
Biological process (GO): threonyl-tRNA aminoacylation
Cellular component (GO): cytoplasm
Molecular function (GO): threonine-tRNA ligase activity; ATP binding
Source: RefSeq, a predicted model, not a curated record
AUGAAUCACCCAGAGCAAUCCAAUAACUUGGAAGCACAAGUGCAAGCGCAACCACAGCCACAAGCAAACACCCAAAAACAAUCUAAAAAGGAUAAAAAGGCUUCAAAUACCUCAAAGAAUCCUAUUGAAAUGACCCCUCCUCCUGCUUACCUCAAAGAGCGUCUCGAUAUCUGGGACAGGCUUAAAGAAGCUGCAGACGCUGAAUUAGCUUCAAAGCCAAGAGGCCCUAUCACUAUUACUCUUCCAGAUGGCAAGCAGCAGCAAGGAACUUCAUAUGAAACAACUCCAAUGGAACUCGUUAAAGCUAUUGCUUCCUCACUUGCAGAUAGAACCGUUAUUUCUAAGGUGAACGGUGCUCUCUGGGAUCUAGAAAGACCUUUCGAACAAGACAGCAACGUUGAAUUUUUAGAUUUCAACACAGAGGAAGGUCAACAAGUUUUCUGGCACUCCUCAGCUCACGUUCUCGGUGAGGCUUGUGAGAGGCACUAUGGCAGUCACUUAGCUGUCGGUCCUCCAACUGACGACGGUUUCUUCUACGAAAUGGCCAUCCAAGACCGUAUGGUGUAUCAGGAGGACUACCAGCCACUUGAGCAAAUUGCAAAUAGCGCAAUCAAGGAGAAACAGCCAUUUGAAAGACUUAUGGUAUCUAAGGAGAAGCUCUUGGAGUUGUUUGCUUACAACAAGUACAAGCAGUACAUCAUCUCUUCAAAAAUCCCUGACGGCACCUCCACUACCGUCUACAGAUGCGGUCCAAUGAUCGAUUUGUGUAGAGGUCCACACAUCCCCCACACUGGAAAGAUCAAAGCUUUCAAUGUCAACAAGCACUCUGCGUCUUACUUCCUCGGUGAUGCUAAGAAUGACUCGUUGCAGCGUGUCUAUGGUAUCGCCUUCCCUGACAAAAAGCAGAUGGUUGAAUACAAGCACUUUAUAGCUGAAGCUUCAAAGCGUGACCACAGAAAGAUUGGCAAAGAACAAGAACUUUUCUUCUUCCAUGAACUAUCUCCAGGUAGUUGCUUCUUCUUGCCAAAUGGUACGAGAAUCUACAACACCCUGCUCGACUUUUUGAAAAAGGAGUACCAUGCGCGCGGAUACCAAGAAGUUAUCACCCCCAACAUGUUCAACACCAAGGUUUGGGAGACUUCCGGUCACUGGCAGAACUAUGCCGAAAACAUGUUUUCAUUAGACAUUGAAAAGGAGAAGUUCGCAUUGAAGCCUAUGAACUGUCCAGGUCAUUGUUUAUUAUUCGACAUGCGCGACCGUUCUUACAAAGAACUACCGUUCCGCGUUGCGGACUUUGGUGUCCUCCACCGCAACGAGGCGUCUGGCGCGUUGACUGGGUUGACUAGGGUGAGAAGAUUCCAGCAAGACGAUGCGCAUAUAUUCUGUCGCAAGGAUCAAAUAGAGAAUGAGUUCUCCGAUCUGUUCGAUUUCCUCGAGAAAGUCUAUGGGAUUUGUGGGUUCGACUUCAAGUUGAAAUUGUCCACUAGACCCGAGAAGUAUCUCGGUAAGGUAGAGGACUGGGAUCAGGCCGAAAAGAACCUCUCCAACGCACUUGAGAAGUUUGUACCUGGUAAAUGGGAACUCAACCCUGGCGAUGGAGCAUUCUACGGUCCAAAGAUCGAUAUUACGAUCAGUGAUGCACUCAGACGUAACCACCAGUGUGCUACUAUCCAACUAGACUUCCAACUCCCAGAGAGAUUCAAGCUGCGGUACCGCACCGGCAACGACGAAGACUUUAUCCAGAACGAUGAUGGGUCUAUUGAGAAGGGCUUUGACAGACCGGUUAUUAUCCACAGGGCUAUUCUCGGCUCGCUAGAGCGUUUCAUAGCGAUUGUCACUGAACACUUUGGCGGCAAGUGGCCAUUCUGGCUGUCGCCAAGACAAGCCAUCAUUAUCCCCGUUGCGCACAAGUACGACGACUACGCUCAUUCCCUCCAGAAACAGCUGUGGGAUAAUGAAAUUAUUUCCGAGGUGGAUGCUGGAGAGAACACGCUGCCCAAGAAGAUACGUAAUGCUGAAAUGGCUCAGCAUAACUUCAUUUUCGUCGUAGGUCAGGAGGAGGUAGACGGCAAGUCGGUCAACGUUCGCAAUCGCGAUGAUGCUGGCUCUAAAGCUAAAACUCCUACUGUGCCUUUCGCCGAGGUGCUCCAGCAGAUGGUGCGUCUUAAGGAUGAGAAAAGACUUGAGAAUAGGUUGUUUUAG